Schistocerca piceifrons (Central American locust) is the source of this 1029-nucleotide messenger RNA. Its product is annotated as transcriptional regulatory protein AlgP-like. Lineage: Eukaryota; Metazoa; Arthropoda; Insecta; Orthoptera; Acrididae. The transcript has 2 exons. The coding region runs from base 1 to 1029 and encodes 342 amino acids. The record is from RefSeq and is a predicted model, not a curated record.
AUGUAUGGUGGGGUGUAUGGAGAAGGGGGUGGUGACUUCGACGCCCCUAUGGGACAACAUCAACAACAGCCACCUGCCCAGCGGCUACAUCCAGAUGCAGCAUCCUUACCAGCUCCUCCAGGAACUACAUUGGACAACACGACGGCUGAGAUCAGCCACUCGUUAGCAGUUGUUCGGGGAGAAUCUAGAAUACAGCCGGCAGAAGAGCAUAUGGAUUUAUCGGAACAGGAUUCCUCCAGCUUCUCCGCUACGAGAAACAACCGACAAAGUGAGGUGGCAGCCACCCUGCAGCGGUCCAGCCAGCAGCCAGCAGCCAGCAGCUGUCCCAGCCAGCAGCCAGCAGCGGUUCCAGCCAGCAGCCAGCAGCGGUUCCAGCCAGCAGCCAGCAACGGUUCCAGCCAGCAGCCAGCAGCGGUUCCAGCCAGCAGCCAGCAGCCAGCAGUGCUCCCAGCCAGCAGCGGUCCCAGCCAGCAGCGCUCCCAGCCAGUAGCGGUCCCAGCCAGUAGCGGUCCCAGCCAGCAGCGGUUCCAGCCAGCAGCGGUCCCAGCCAGCAGCCAGCAGCGGUCCCAGCCAGCAGCCAGCAGCGGUUCCAGCCAGCAGCCAGCAGCAGUUCCAGCCAGCAGCCAGCAAUGGUUCCAGCCAGCAGCCAGCAGCCAGCAGUGCUCCCAGCCAGCAGUGCUCCCAGCCAGCAGCAGUCCCAGCCAGCAGCGGUCCCAGCCAGUAGCGGUCCCAGCCAGUAGUGGUCCCAGCCAGCAGCCAGCAGCCAGCAGCGGUUCCAGCCAGCAGCCAGCAGCCAGCAGUGCUCCCAGCCAGCAGCAGUCGCAGCCAGCAGCCAGCAGCCAGCAGCGGUUCCAGCCAGCAGCGGUCCCAGCCAGCAGCGGUAUCAGCCAGCAGUGGUCCCAGCCAGCAGCGGUUCCAGCCAGCAGCCAGCAGUCGUCCCAGCCAGCAGCAGUCCCAGCCAGCAGCGGUCCCAGCCAGCAGAGGUCCCAGCCAGCCUCAGCAGCAGCAGCGUCCCCACCGGCCAUAUAG